This is a messenger RNA of Aspergillus ochraceoroseus IBT 24754, 444 nucleotides long. RefSeq lists its product as uncharacterized. The transcript has a single exon. The annotation marks the transcript as partial. Lineage: Eukaryota; Fungi; Ascomycota; Eurotiomycetes; Eurotiales; Aspergillaceae. The record is from RefSeq and is a predicted model, not a curated record.
GGACGGUGACAGGACGGUGAGGAUGAGAAAUCAUGGCUUGCGGCGCCUUCCCCGCUCCGCAGAAGGUCUAUCCUUCUCGCUCAGUGCUGCUCCCAAACAUUAGGAUAUGAAUCAUUGAUUUGGGGAAUGCCUGAGGCUUACUUCAUGAUGCAAAUAGAUUGGGCGAAAAAAAAAACAUCCUUUUUUUUUUUUUUUUUCUUUCUAUCUAUCUACCGCAUUUUCCCCAUCAUGAGGGACGUUCUCAAGGUUUUCACAGAGAAUUGGUUGCGACGCGUACGAAAAAAAAAAACCCCUCCAGUUACUUGCUGCCUAUUGCGUGUUAGCGAUUCUUUUGUCUGGUUCCUCUUUCUACUUUGCUCCUUUUUUUUUCCUCUGAAAAAAAAAUCUUGGAUGAUAGAUUUAUGAAAGGGUUAUGAACAUGAAACUUUUCUACGCACAUUCCAA